AUGUCUGCUCGGUCAAAACUAGAACCAAUAUGCAAAGUUUGCGAACAAGAUCUCUAUGAUGAUGAGCUAGAUUUCUACCCUUGCAAUUGCAAGUUUCAGAUAUGCUAUGAAUGCUACAAUAUUCAGCUAGAGAGGAAAGACCAAAAGUGCCCAAAUUGUCUGAAGUAUUACGAGCUACACAGAGUCAAUGAAUAUAUUAAAAAAAGCUCCUCACGUUAAGUUAAAAAUAUAUCUUCCACUUAAGAAACUUAUUCCUCUUCAAAUAUGAGUUCCUACAGCAUGAAGCACGGCAGUCAGAACAAUCAAUCAGCUGUGAAAUAGCUGUAGCAGUACUCAAAUAAAUCUCCCUCUCAAAAUAAUAAAAGGACAUCUUCUGACAAUAAUAGACAACAACACCAGCAAUAAACAGUCUCAAAUCCAAUCUCUAAAUUAAGUUCAAUCAGAAUUCUUCAGAAGCAUAUUCUUUACGUCAUAGGGAUAUCCCCUUCAAUUGCUAAAGAAGAAACUUUAAGAAGAUAUGAGUACUUCGGAUAAUAUGGUCGCAUCCAGCAAAUAACCAUAAAUAGAGAGAAUGCCUACAACUCUGAAAAUCAAGGCAUCUGUUUCUCAGCUUAUAUCACAUAUUCUCAGCCACAAGAAGCCUCAAUCGCAAUAUUAGCUGUUGAUCAGUUUGUUUAUGACAGCAGACACAUCAGAGCAUCCUUUGGACGCACCAAAUACUGCAAGUUUUUCCUCAAAGAUACUCAAUGCCCAAAGAAGGAAUGCCCUUAUUAGCAUACAAUUUGUGAUUAGAAUGAAGCACUCACUUAGGAUGACAUGCAGAAGAGACAACUCUUUUAACAAUGCCAAACUCUAGCUUUUUCUCUGUCGAAAGUUUGUCAAAUCACCGAGGACUAGUUCAGACUAAGCAUAAAGCAAUUCAAAGAUACAUACUACCCAGGUUAAUAACUCAAAUCUAUUAUGCCAGCCCCAGAGAGUAUUUAUGCCAAGAAAGCUUUAUUCAAAUAAUAUGCUCAAUAUGUAAAACUAGCCUAAUCAUAGCAGCAAUAGUAGUAACUCACUUAAAAAUAUAAUGCUCCCAAUUCAAGUAGGUCUGUCAAUAUCAGACAGCCUUCCUGCUCCUAAUAAGAUUAGCAAUAAGUUCUAGCGUAAUCAUCCAAUAUUAAUAUUGAAGGGAAUUCUGAUAAGAUUUAAUCCAGUCAGUAGAUUUACAAAUCCUCGAUGUCAACUUCAUCACAAAGCUUUUAAAUUAAGAACAGAAAUCAAAUAACUCAAUCAGAUAAUGCUUAAACUAAUCUUGCCAGUGAAGAGAUAAAGGUUGAUGAUACUUAAAAGAACUAGGCUAGUGAUGUAAUUUCUAUAAAUAAAGAUGACUUGACUUAAAAACAGCCAAAGAGAAAUAACUCUACUGAUGAGUUGAGAAAUAACAGAGACUAAACUUAUUAAAAUACAAUGAAGAACUUUGAAAUGCAAAUUGUGCUUAGUCUGACUAAGUAACUCUAAAGCGAGCAAGACUCUAAGAAUCAGAACAGCUAAAUCAACGAGGAAACUAGUAUAUUCAAUGAGAAAAGAACCAGUAGAUUCCUGAAUAUGAGAGAUAGCAGUGAUGAAGAGGACAGAAUACCUUAGAGAGAGAACAUCAUACUUUCAAGAAGGUCUAGUUUGGGCUAGGGUUACAAAAAGGGCUCAAUGCAAUCACUUAUCGUAGAAAGCUUAAAGUUCUUGAUAGAUGAUACUGAUGUUGUGCCAAACAAGAGAGAACCUCUUAUCCAAAAGAACUAAUUUGAUACUCAUCCGCCAAGUGAAGUUUUCAAUAUUGCAACACCAGCUCAAUCUAAUCUCGGUGGGUAUAAUGACGAAGAUAUACUUUGGAACAACACAAUAUUCUCUCAAAACGAAUAUAACCAUAACACCAGAAACAUGAAUAAUCUAGAUGACAAGAGUUAUUACUCUCACUAGGGCUUUAACAAUCAUUAGUAAAGAUUUAGUCACACUAUAAAGGAUAAUGGGGGCAACUCACUAUUUGCAAACUCUUUCCUGAAUCAAAACUUUUAACCAAUGAGAUCCUAGGUAUUCAAUGACAGCAACUUUUAGAAUUCAUUUUCAGCCCACAAGCCUCAGUAUGGAUAGAGUUUCUUCGGAAAUAUAGGGGUUGGUCCAUUCGGUCCAUUCAACUAAGGGAAUCAGAACUUUGCUGGAAGAAAGACGACUCUCGCUCCAGAGUAAAUAGAGUCACAAAUUGUUGGGGAAAGCAAAAGCCUGCAACUGAACAGGUCUCCAAGUCAGCCUAACUAUGAAAAACUAUGUCUGAGUUAACAAGCCAAUUCGAGAAAUCUAAAUGUAAACCAAUUCAAUUAAAUAUAGAUAAGCCAAUUCAACACCUAGUAAAUGUUUGCUGGUGAAGCCAACAUGUAAUAAUAAUUUAAAAAGUCUCUUCCCAUUCAAGCCUCAGCAAGUGUAUAAGGAAUUAAUAUCAAUAAUGUGAGUAAUAAGCAGUACUAAUUAAAUAAGUAAAAUCUAGACUUGCUUGACAAGCAUUAUGAGACUAGCAAGGAUCUGAUGUACGCUAAAAUCUUUUGCCAAGAUGGAGCUGCAUCAAUGAACAACAACUUUAUUUCUUCACAAUCACUGUUUUACUAUAACAGUCAACUGGAUGAUGGAUACGAGGGUCCUGAUAUGAGCAAUAAACGGUUCAGUAAGUUAUCUGAGCGAGGCUAAAUCCCCCGAACUCCUGUUAAGGACAGCCGAGGUUUAUUUAGACUUACUGACGAUGAUGACUUCUAUCAUGAUGACAGUCAAUUCGACUAAAUCACCAAAAAUAGUGAACCUAAGAACUACUAUAAAGAAUUCCUAAGUUUGAAGGACAGUAGCAUAUUCAGUGGUAAUUUAUUCAGUAAGAGAAGAAACUCUCUAGAGUAAGAUAGAGAGAAGCUACAUCCACAAUCCCUCUAGUUCAAUAAUACUCUUUCGCCCUUUAUCAAUGACAGCUAGACUGAUAAUGGUGGUUUAGGCGUGCCUGGGCAGAUCAAGAAAAAGAGCAAGUCUAGAUCUAGACAGCGAAAGACUACUGCUAUGACAGCAACCUUCGAAGGCAAAGAAUGA
This is a messenger RNA of Stylonychia lemnae, 3102 nucleotides long. The record is from the annotation of a GenBank genome assembly. NCBI's taxonomy places the organism in Eukaryota, Ciliophora, Spirotrichea, Sporadotrichida, Oxytrichidae.